Nanorana parkeri is the source of this 2600-nucleotide messenger RNA. RefSeq names its product fibronectin leucine rich transmembrane protein 1 (gene FLRT1). NCBI's taxonomy places the organism in Eukaryota, Metazoa, Chordata, Amphibia, Anura, Dicroglossidae. Gene Ontology annotation, molecular function: protein binding. Bases 60 to 2093 code for a protein of 677 amino acids. The transcript has a single exon. The record is from RefSeq and is a predicted model, not a curated record.
AUAUUCAAAUUCUUCAGAUUAAUAAAAUAUAGCCUUGACUAAGAAGAAACUACAGCAACAUGGUGGUCACCACAACUACUACAACCACGGCAGCAACUGCCUCUGCAGUAGCAACCACAACAGCAACUGCUACCACAGUUGCCAUGACAACCGCUACUUUGGACUUGCGUGAUUGGCUUUUCCUGUGUUAUGGUCUUAUUGCAUUUUUGACAGAGGUGAUAGAUAGCACUAACUGCCCUUAUGUAUGCCGUUGUGACAAUGGCUUCAUCUACUGUAAUGACCGAGGUCUGACCUCCAUUCCAGCAGAGAUUCCAGAUGAUGCAACCACCCUCUACCUCCAGAAUAAUCAGAUAAACAAUGCUGGGGUACCACCAGAGUUGAAAACAAAGACCAAUGUUCGAGUAAUCUACCUGUAUGAGAAUGACUUAGAUGAAUUACCACUAAACCUUCCCCGGUCACUAAGAGAGCUCCACCUUCAAAACAACAAUAUUCGCAGUGUUACACGGGAUGCCCUUUCUCGGAUACCACUUAUUGAAAAACUUCACCUAGAUGAUAACUCUGUGUCAACUGUCAGCAUCGAAGACGAUGCCUUCUUAGAUACUCGUCAACUUCGACUGCUUUUUCUUUCACGGAACCAUCUCAGCAGCAUUCCUAAUGGCUUACCACACACUUUGGAAGAGCUGAGAUUGGAUGAUAAUCGCAUUUCAACUAUCCCACUUCAUGCCUUUAAGGGACUCACUAAUUUGAGGAGGUUAGUACUUGAUGGAAACCUACUCGCUAAUCAACGCAUUGCAGAUGACACAUUCAGUCGACUUCAAAAUUUGACUGAGCUGUCAUUAGUCAGAAAUUCACUAGCAGCUCCACCUCUAAAUUUGCCAAGUGCACACCUUCAGAAGCUUUACUUGCAGGAAAAUGCUAUCACCCAUAUCCCCUACAACACACUGUCUAAAAUGAGACAACUACAGAGACUGGACCUCUCUAAUAAUAACCUUACUGCACUCCCCCGUGGCCUUUUUGAUGACCUAGAGAAUCUGAGCCAGCUGCUCCUCAGGAAUAAUCCCUGGUAUUGUGGCUGCAGUCUCAUGUGGCUGCGAGACUGGGUGAAAGCUAGGGCUACUGUGGUCAAUGUACGUGGCCUGAUGUGUCAGGGUCCUGAGAAAGUUAGGGGAAUGGCCAUCAAAGACAUCACACAUGAGAUGGAUGAGUGCUUUGAAGGAGGUCCCCAGAACAAUCCAUCCUCUGCACGUGCAACUCCUGCAGUUCCAUCAGUCACUACCCCACCCCAAGGUUCUCUCUUUACACUUAAAUCCAAAAGACCAGGUAUUAGGCUCCCAGAUUCAAACUUGGAUUACCCUAUGGAAACUGGGGCAGCCACUAAAUCUUUGGUGAUCAGUGUUAAGCCGCUGACGGCUGAUAGCAUUCGCAUCACCUGGAAGACAUCUGUCCCAGCCAGUUCUUUCCGACUGAGUUGGCUGAGACUAGGACACAGCCCAGCUGUUGGUUCUAUCACAGAAACAUUAGUUCAAGGAGAUAAGACAGAGUAUUUGCUAACUGCUCUGGAGCCUAGAUCCACCUAUAUAAUUUGUAUGGUAACAAUGGAAACAGGCAACUCCUACUUUGCAGAUGAAUCCCCUGUAUGCGCUAAGGCAGAGACAGGGGAUGUUUAUGGCCCUACCACUACACUUAAUCGAGAGCAAAAUGCUGAUCCCCUUGCUGGAUUACCUUUGGCUGGCAUUAUAGGAGGUGCGGUCACCCUUGUCUUCCUUUUUCUCAUCUUGGCAUCCAUCUGCUGGUAUGUCCAUCGAGCUGGGCAACUAUUAACUCGAGAAAGAGCCUGUAGCCGUGGCAGCCGAAAGAAAGAUGAUUACAUUGAGUCUGGCACCAAAAAAGAUAAUUCUAUAUUGGAGAUCAGAGGACCAGGGCUUCAAAUGUUACCAAUAAAUCCUCACAGAGCCAAGGAGGAGUAUGUGAUCCAUACUAUAUUUCCAUCUAAUGGCACCAGUCUGUACAAAAGUACCCACACGAUAGGUUAUGGCACUCACAGGGGAUAUAGAGAUGCUGGUAUCCCCGACACAGACUACUCUUACACAUGAUGACUCAUUCAUUUUUGGACUUACCAGAUACCUUCCCAUAGCAAAAUCUCGUUUUUUUCCCUGGUGCCCACAAAUGAGUCAUGACAGAGAGUUCAAGUUAAAUAAAUAGAAAUUAAAUAAACUUCAGCUGUGAGACAAAAACAAACAAAACAGGAAACGAGACUCCAUGGGAUAUUUUGUAGGAAAGUAAAAAUACCAAUAUUCAUAUGGCAAAAUGUGAGAAUAAAGAAGAAAAAAACAAAGUAGUACAGCGAGUUGAAAGGGUUAUGGGAGAACUCGAUUACAUUUAAUACGGCAGUUUAAAUCAUUGUAGAACAUGGAGAUAAAUUCAGAGAGAUGGAAGCACUUGGAUAUGAUUUGCAUAUAACCUGAGGGUUCCUUUUUUUCGUUUUCUUUUUACCUUCUGUAAAAUUCAGGGUGAAAAUGAAGACAUGGUGCAAUGAAUAUUUGUUUUACGUCUGUCACCAAUAGAACGUAUAUAUUUUUUUCUCUGCAAGGUUUUUUUUU